Molecule: messenger RNA, 487 nt
Organism: Python bivittatus (Burmese python)
Lineage: Eukaryota; Metazoa; Chordata; Lepidosauria; Squamata; Pythonidae
Gene: SPTSSA
Product: serine palmitoyltransferase small subunit A
Biological process (GO): ceramide biosynthetic process
Cellular component (GO): serine palmitoyltransferase complex
Molecular function (GO): serine C-palmitoyltransferase activity
Source: RefSeq, a predicted model, not a curated record
GAGUCCUUCCCCUCGGCCUCGGAUCCGCGCUCUUACGUACUGAGGUGUUCCGGGGAGAUGGCGCUCAGCUCAGCCUGGAAACGAAUGUCGUGGCUUUAUUACCAGUAUCUCCUGGUGACGGCCCUCUACAUGUUGGAGCCGUGGGAGCGGACGGUGUUCAAUUCCAUGUUAGUGUCUAUUAUUGGAAUGGCACUUUACACUGGCUAUGUUUUCAUGCCUCAGCAUAUAAUGGCCAUCUUGCAUUAUUUUGAAAUUAUGCAGUGAUGAAUCUCAUAAGCAGAAGCCAGUUAGAAGUUGAACAUCAGACUGUUAAGAAAAUUGAUCAUUUACAACUUGAGGAUUCCUACAGAUGGCAAAAUGACCAAGAGUUGAUUGUGGCUGCCAUUGGGGGCACAUGGAGAUGCAAAUGCAUUUUAUUUCUGUACAAGAUUUCCCUUGUAUGAUAUUUUUGUUUAUUGAUACUGUGUUUGUACCUUUGAUAUCAGUA